AUGCUGCACAUCAAAAUUUGGGUGGAGGCCAGUUUCCAGACAUGCCUGCAAAGACGGCACAAGCGAGGCAAAGCUUCAAGAAAGAGGGAUGUUGGAGAUUCUGAAGCGUGGUUUCGGGACUUGAUAUGGGCGUAUUAUGAGCAGUACAAGUCGAAGCAGCUGAACAACGCUGUGAAUGCCCUUCAUGUGGACGGUGACGUGUGCAAGGAAGAUCUUCUCUCGCAAUGCUUGCCAUACUGCAGAAGGAUGGUUGCUGCCAGAGUGCAAGUGGUAUUGCUGCCACACCAGAAGGGGGCACACUCCGAAGACCGAUGUCUCCGGCCUGCGCGAGCCAAGCGAGCCCUGGAAGAGCCCAGCGACAGGCAACCGCCUCGACUUCGACCGAGACAGGUUCCUCGCACCAGUGGAUCACACGCUGCUUACUAUUGA
This is a messenger RNA of Effrenium voratum, 429 nucleotides long. NCBI's taxonomy places the organism in Eukaryota, Dinophyceae, Suessiales, Symbiodiniaceae. The record is from the annotation of a GenBank genome assembly.